CAAGCAAACUUUUGCUUAGUAUAUGAAAAUAGACUGUCGCAAACCGAUAUUAUAGGUACAGAGGGAAGGGAGUUGCGAUAAGAAAUCAGGCUUCGAGUACAAAUGAUCCUUAUCUUGAUUCCUCGAAAUAGCAACGACAGCCAAAGCAUACGCAUCGAACCAACCAUUUCAUCAUUUGACUUUUGCUUCUCUUUGUGUUUAGUGCGUGCAUCUCUAACGUGGUGAAAUUUUUUCUAUUCUUUCAAAGUUUAAUUUCGUUCUUAUUAUUUCUAUAAUCGGUAAGAUUUACGCAGUGCUGUAUUUUCUUGGUUCGUUUACUCUAUUUUUUCAUAUUUGUUCGAUUAUUUAAACUAGUUUGAAAAAUUCCAGCCAUUUGUUCGCCAUCUCGUGUGUUCAACGCGAAAAAUACGUCGCAAUACCUGGAGAAUAAUUUAUUCUAUUGAAUUAUUUUCGUUGAUUGGUGAACCGAAUUGUUCAAGAAUUUAUUCACGAUAUGAUCCAGCUUCGUUUUGUUACUGGUACGAUACAUUAAUUCUAUUUCAAUCAAAAUUCCAGACGAACGAUUAAUUCUAUUCAUUCUAUUUUGUUCAUUUAGCAUCGAACCUAUUUGCUGUGAUUAAUUGUUUCAAUUGACGAAGAUAUUAAUUUGUUCGACGAUUAUUGAACCGAAAUCUGCGGAAAGUUUAUUCGUUCUGCUAUAUCAUUGGUUGUUUUGCUGAGAUUUGUUCGUUUGUUCGCUACGAUUUUCGUGAAAAAGGCCAAUGGAAAGGUAUCGUGUUCCGGUAUGCCAGUACUGCGGGGAGGAGUUCGUGGCAGGACAAGAAACUGUACGAAAUGAAACCUGUCCACAUACUUAUCAUCGCGAAUGCGUUAAAAGCUUAACUGAGCAGCGUACGCCCGCCGGUAAUUACCGCUAUCUCCCCGCAAAAUGUCAACAUCGAAGUUGCGGCGCGGUUUUGAUUCGACAACACUAUCACAGUGUUAUUUUCCGAUACGAGACGCCUGACAAUAUUUGCACCAACUCUGGACACCGGCAAAGAAUCGCAAAUCUCAGCGACACGAUUGAUUUCCAGCGUGAGCGCAUCAAUGCAUUAAAUGAUUCGCUUCGUGAUGCGGUAGCGCAGAAUGAAAUUAUGACCGGAAGAAUCGCAGAUUUAGAACGUGAAAUUACUCGACUUAGGCGACCAGCGCAGGAUUACCAAGAUUUCGAAGAUGAUCUCAACCAUCGAGAUAAUGAUGACGACGACGACAUCGGUGAUGCACAGCAGCAAAUGGUAAAUCACGAUAAUCGAGCUGCUGGAAAUGAAAAUCAGGAUGAUCAAGCUCCAGAGAAUUACGCAAAUAACGAUAACGCAACCACCGAUUGCCAAGACGUCGAUGAGCGCAACGACCUUAAUGAACCAAUCGAUCGAGCAUUUGCGGAAGGAUUUGUUCAACCGAACGAAGAACGUGAGAUGCAACGCCGUAUGGACCAAGAGCGAGAUGCUCAAGAUGGUGUAAUUCCAGAGUCGGUUCCAACUGCGGUCAAUGCUCCAGCUCCAUCCGCUCCUAAUCUCGACGAUAUAAACCUCGAGGAGCCUCACCCAUCGAAUUCUGGACCAGUUUUAGUAGCGCCAGAACUGGGAGAAGUAGGAAACGUUGCCGGACCGUCGCGAUUUCGUGAGCCUUUCCGGCCUAGUACACGUAACGUUUUCUCUUCAUUUUACAACUCCAAUAACGUCUUGGUAAAUCACGUUAUGCGGAAUGCAACCGAACAGCGCAAUGACCAUCAACCUCGUGGCCAACCGCUGUUAGAUGAUGAAGACGCCCCGUACGAAGACUUUAGAACGAGGCGCGAAAUACGCGUCUACGAUGGUGGCGUCCAGAGCGCUGUAUUUCCUCAUCGACGUGGAAAUAUUAUGGCUAUUUUGAACCAGUCUGGCUAUACUUUCAACCCGCAGAUUCAGCGCGAGCUUCGUCACGAGUAUACUCUGCAUAGCCAGCAGAUGUAUUCUUCAGUUUAUACGAGCUGGUCACCGGACGACCGCCGUCCAACCACCCAUAUUUUCCUGAACGGAUGGUGGGUGAUUGGCGACGGUCUUGCUCACGGUGUUGCGAGAGAACCGCUGAGACGAGAUCCAACGUUAAAGAGUCGCUGGGAUCGUAGCCGCUUCGCGGGAAGUUUUCUUUCGGCCAAACGUCUGCGACACAACAUUCAACAACACGCCCGCAACAUCCCACGGUUCUGCGUAGUGGCCAUGGGAGGACACGACCUAACGCUUGAGUCCGAGCACACGGCCAGAAUAAACACGUCAGCGUUGAUUCAAUUUUUGUUAGACCAACGCGUGGAGCGAAUUCUUAUCCUCCCGAUAAUCAUCGCUGAUCGACGACCAGAUGCGGAAAUAAGAAGAUCGUACCGCGAUUGGCAGCGAGGAAUUCUACCUCAAUUAGAUCGGUCUCGGGUCACCUAUUUACAAUUUUUGGAAGAAACAGUAGAUCGCGUCCAGCCUUACCAUGCUGACCUCGCAGGCAUCAUAUAUGCGCAUCCGUUCGUGCACUUUGAUAUUAUUUACCGUUUGGCUCAUAUGUUGCGUUAUUUCGAUUAAUUCUAUACCCGUCAUUUGCGUAAAUCUUUCGUUUUCUGUUUUUUCGUUGUUUGAAUUUGUGAAUUUUGUUAUUUUUUCUAUUUUUUCUAUUUCUAAGUUUGAAAUGAAGACAUGGCGAUUCGGCUGAGUAUUCGAUGUUACCUCCUUGUCAAAGCCUGUUAUUUUCGAUAUCAUCUUUAUUCUUUUUUACAUGUCUUCGUGUAUU
Molecule: messenger RNA, 2790 nt
Organism: Planococcus citri (citrus mealybug)
Lineage: Eukaryota; Metazoa; Arthropoda; Insecta; Hemiptera; Pseudococcidae
Exons: 6
Coding region: 762-2585 (607 amino acids)
Source: RefSeq, a predicted model, not a curated record